AUGCAAGCCAAUAGCGUCCACGAAUGUUUGAAGACCUCGGAUCCAAUUGAACUCGACCACCACAUCGAGGCGUACAAAGCCAAGGAGAGCGCAAAGAAGCGAAAAAUAUAUAUCUUGGAAGGCCUCAAUCCUGAGUUUAUCUCCGUCCUUGGCAAACACCUCAUGGUCCAUCCAACUCUUUUCACCGAUCACCUUUGGUGGGACAUCUAUUCCUGCACGGGGCAUACCAUGAAUAACACAGCACUGGCCAGUAGUGAGCAGGACUAUAUUUGCUUCGAGUAUCCUGAAGAAUUCUUGAUAAAUGUGGAGUCCCGGACCCAUGAUCUGUCUUAUUGUUUAAAGACUGGUAGAUUUACUACUAAGGCUAACCUGGGAGCCAAUCUUGCAACGCUUACCGUCGAUCGCAAGUGCAGCUUCUGGUCAUCGAAUUUGUCUGCAGAUGGGAGCUGGAACGCCGUCAUACUGUGCGAUCCCCCGCCUUUGGUAGUUGACCGAAAUAAGAACCAAAUGUUCGGCGAUCUCCAGCCUUGGGCCAAUGGAUAUAAUGACUUCUUACCUUUCGAGGAUCAGAUCAAAUGCCUUACAGGUCCGCCUAGGACUUCAAUGUUUGAUGAUCUUCACUAUUACUUAGAAGACCAUUAUAGGUACCUCAACUUGGAAGAACCCAGUGCCCCGGCGUUCUUUAUCGAAAAGAUAGUCUUGGAACACUUCCGUCGGCGACACGAUGUACUGAAGAUUGAAGUUUUAAGAAUGCAGACUCAAUUGAUGAGCAGCGACCCAGAAAGUCUGACUGCUGCAGAUAUCGAGUCUCAACGACGAGCUGGCCAUUAUGACGAGGAGAGCUUGCAAGAGAAUUGCGAUAAGCUCUGUCGCAUUAUAGACCGCCUAAGCCCGUUAAAAACUAAGACCGGCUACAAACUCCGCAAUCAUAGGCUUGGUCAGUCUUAUACAUGCAACAACUUCGACCAAGGAAGCAAUUGCGUCAAACAAGGAGGCAAAAAGGGCAAGGGUGCUGGUGCUGGUGGGGCUCGUCUUCGUGCCACUCUCUCUCGCAUCCUCGCUUUUCAGUAUGGCAGAACCCUAUAG
Messenger RNA from Fusarium proliferatum ET1, 1086 nucleotides. RefSeq lists its product as uncharacterized. The record is from RefSeq and is a predicted model, not a curated record. The coding region runs from base 1 to 1086 and encodes 361 amino acids. The transcript has 3 exons. Lineage: Eukaryota; Fungi; Ascomycota; Sordariomycetes; Hypocreales; Nectriaceae.